This is a messenger RNA of Schizophyllum commune H4-8, 1215 nucleotides long. RefSeq lists its product as uncharacterized. The coding region runs from base 1 to 1071 and encodes 356 amino acids. The record is from RefSeq and is a predicted model, not a curated record. Gene Ontology annotation, cellular component: actin filament; cytoplasm. Gene Ontology annotation, biological process: actin filament polymerization. Gene Ontology annotation, molecular function: actin binding; microtubule binding. The transcript is spliced from 3 exons. NCBI's taxonomy places the organism in Eukaryota, Fungi, Basidiomycota, Agaricomycetes, Agaricales, Schizophyllaceae.
AUGUUGAAGCAGCCGGGCGUCGUCACCUCAUGGGUGAUAUCGAGAAAAACUGUCGCUGUAGAGAUCGGAGUCUCCCCCACAGUCACGCCCACCCUGGCCGACGAUCAGCAGUCAGCCACCGCGCGCGUCGUCGCCGGCGCGCCCCCGUGGAUGACCGCACACCCGGGAGCGACGAUGAUGCCGCCCACUACAGUCUCUGUUUUCCACCCUACCCCGACCCCCAGCCUCGGCAAGCGCGAGCGCGACGACGAGGACGAGACGGACACGCAGCGGCGCAAGCGCGAGAAGGCCGCGGAGCGACAGCUCCGGAAGCGCCAGCGCGACCGCGAGGGGCGGGACGACGAAGGGCAGCCUGGCGUGAACGCGCACACGCAGGAGCUGGAUGAGGAGGAGCAGGCGCGCAGGGAACGCGUGCGCGCCGCGGCGAGGGAGCGUCAGCGGAGGCAUCGGAUGGCCGUGAAGCAGCGAAAGCUGCAGGAGAUGGGGCUGGAAAUGGACCCGGCCGCGGAGCAGCAGUACGAGACGUACCCACCGCCACCGCCUCACCAGCCGCGGCAGGUCGUACCACCCAACUCGGUACUCGGGGGACAGACGUUCGCGACGACGCUGUUGCUCUCGUUCUCUUGCGUGCCUUUGCUGAAGCAACACCUUCUGCGCACGUUGCACAUGACGAAUGAAGAGCUCGCGUCGCUUGAGCCCAUCAUCGCGCAGGCGUUCGACCACUGGGAUCGCCAGAGACGAAUGGCUUUCCAAGCAAUACACGGUGUCCCCAUGCCUCCUCCAUCCGCAUUCGCUCCUCCCCUUGGCACCAUCACCGCACCCGAAAUCCUCCCACCGCCUCCACAUCCACCAUACGGUUCCGACCCCAACAAUCCGUCAGGCUCUGGCGAAGGGAGUCCUGAUAACCGGGAAGCGCUCCGCGAGCAGCUUCAGCGCGUCUUCCAAGGCAGCACUCCUUACUCGAUUCCCGCUCCCCCGCCGCCUCCACCACCUCAGGAGAACGUUCCACCCCCGCAACCCUCUAAUAUCGAUCCGAACCUAGCUGAGGGCAAACCAGCCGAGGCUUCUUGAACUUGUAUAUGCUGUCGUCUAUACCGCUCUGGUUGUAUGAGCCUGAUCCUUGAUAAAAUAGCUUGUGAACGUCGAUCGUUUACCCAACAUGUCAUCUCGAUAAGUGGGUUGUUCCUGCUGUAAGACGGCCCUUCACUGCUUUUC